AUGCUGCCGGGGUCUAUCCAGAUCUCCGGGGAGACGCUGUCGGGGGCGGAGAUCCGGGACAUCUGCGAGAGCCUGCGGGAGAACUCGGUGCGGCUGCUGUCGCUGCGGGGCUGCCAGCUCUCCGAGCGGGACUUCGGGCACGUCUGCCGCGGGGUGGCCGAGUCCCGCUCCCUCGCGCAGCUCAACCUCAACCUGGGCAUCGUCUCCAACAUCAACCGCGUCAAGCAACUGGCCGAGGCCCUGAAGACGAACCGCUCCGUUCAGUCCCUCUUCCUCCAUGGGAGUCCCCUGACAGAUGCAGGCUUGGCCCUCCUCAACCCUGCUCUCUCCAUCCACCCCUCGCUGGUGGCUCUGGAUCUAGGAGACUGCAUGCUGGGUGAUGAAGGCAUCAACCUUAUCUGUGGGCUCCUGCCGCCUGAUGGGGCCAAGUCUGGCCUUAAAGAGCUAACACUGAGUGCCAACCCAGGCAUCACAAGUAAAGGCUGGGGACGCCUAGCCAUUGCAGUGGCUCACAGCUCACAGCUCCGCGUGCUGAACCUGGACUACAACCCCCUAGGUGACCAGGUAGCCGGGAUGCUCGCUGUUGCUGUGGCCUCCAGUCGAACCCUUGAAGUGCUGGACUUGGAGGGAACAGGACUUACCAACCAGUCAGCUCAGACCUUGCUGGACAUGGUAGAGAAUUACCCCACAGCCCUACGAACGCUCAUCCUGGCAGAGAACAACAUUAGUCCCGAGCUGCAGCAGCAGAUCUCUGAUCUUCUCUCAGAGGGUGAGGAAGAGGAGGAGACGGAGGCCCAUGAAGUCACAGCCAGGGAGAAGAACCCCUGGAUCUGUCAGAACAGUAAGAAUUCCAGCUCCCAGAUGGUCCUGAUGACGUCAGGCCUCGGUGACAGCCUCUUAGCAGAAACAGAGAUGUAGCUGGGCUACCCUGCCUGCUUCUGCCGAGCACAGCCCGCCCCGGCCUCCGCGGGGCUCCCCAGCCCUCUUCUCACACAUCUCACCUCCUGUCGCUGCCUCCCUCGGCUCUGAGCGCAGGAGCCUGCUCCGACCAAACCUCUACACACGUCUCUGUGCCGUCACACGCCUCGUCGGCCGCUUGUGAUUGUCCCCGUCGCCGCAUGUAUAGCUCACGCCGCCCU
Cinclus cinclus is the source of this 1139-nucleotide messenger RNA. RefSeq names its product leucine rich repeat containing 73 (gene LRRC73). Gene Ontology annotation, molecular function: protein binding. The record is from RefSeq and is a predicted model, not a curated record. The coding region runs from base 1 to 918 and encodes 305 amino acids. NCBI's taxonomy places the organism in Eukaryota, Metazoa, Chordata, Aves, Passeriformes, Cinclidae. The transcript is spliced from 6 exons.